AAAGAGAAGAAUCGGCAGCAGCAGCAGCAGCGGCAGAAAGAAACAUGGCUAAAGCUGCAGGAGAAGAAACGGAGGAGUUAGAUCACAGAGUCAAGAGGGUGAAGUGUGACAGUGAGAACAAUGGAGGAGAGACUCUUCUGUGCGGGUUUCAAACAUCCAGCGUGUUGAGCGACUCUGCCCGGGAGAAGACCAUCUUCAUCCACGGAAAGCUGGAUGAUCAGGAUGCUGUGGUGAUUCUGGAGAAGACUCCCAUCAGAGAAGACACCCUGACUGACCUCUUCACCGGCUCCAGGCUGAAGCUGGAGAUGAGAAACGACAUUUACAGCACGUACUGGCUGCAGGCCCCCCCUCACCUCAACGAGAUCAAGACCACUGUGGUGUGUCCAGCCACAGAGAAGCAUGUGAAGAAAUACCAGCGUCAGGAGAGUUUCCUGGUGGAGGAGUCGGGGACGGACUACGAGUCCAUCACUCUGCCCUACAUUCAGAGGCAGAGUUUCAGCGUGCAGUGGGUGUACAACAUCCUGGAGAAGAAGGCAGAGGCAGAGAGGAUCACUUAUGAAGAUCCGGACCCGGAGGUCGGCUUCGUCCUCCUCCCUGAUUUCAAAUGGGACCAGAAACAGGUAAAUGAUUUGUACCUGAUUGCUAUUGUACACAAGAGGAACAUCAGGAGUCUGAGGGACCUGACGUCCGAGCACAUACCACUACUACAGAACAUCUUCCAGAGAGGAAAGGAGGCCAUCCUGAAGAACUUCAACCUCCCAGCCAGUAAGCUGAGAGUGUACCUGCACUACCAGCCGUCCUACUACCACCUCCACGUCCACUUCACCAAGCUGGGCUACGAGGCUCCGGGCUGUGGUGUGGAGCGUGCCCACCUCCUGGCUGAUGUCAUCCAGAACCUCCAGUCCGACCCGAAGUACUACAAAACUCGGACACUGUACUUCCCCCUGAGGGCCGAUGACGGACUGCUCGGCAAGUUCAAGGAGGCAGGGAGACUCUAGUUUCUGAGCUCAAUUUAUUCAUAAAUUAAUGAACAGUCAACGAAUAUUUGGAUCCAUUAUUUUUACGUGUUUCAUUCGGAUUAUUCACUUUUUUAUAAAUGUCUCUACUAAAACCCGACUGUGUGGAUUUUUGGUGAGGAAAGCCGAUACUGAUAUCAGGGAGUAAAAUAUUUUUCAAUCUUUGUUUGUAAUAUUUUCCAUAUGUAAACUGACUCAAUUAAACAUGUGUUUUUCUA
Messenger RNA from Pleuronectes platessa (European plaice), 1234 nucleotides. RefSeq names its product decapping enzyme, scavenger (gene dcps). The transcript has 6 exons. Gene Ontology annotation, biological process: deadenylation-dependent decapping of nuclear-transcribed mRNA. Gene Ontology annotation, molecular function: RNA 7-methylguanosine cap binding; hydrolase activity. Gene Ontology annotation, cellular component: nucleus; P-body. The record is from RefSeq and is a predicted model, not a curated record. The coding region runs from base 45 to 998 and encodes 317 amino acids. Lineage: Eukaryota; Metazoa; Chordata; Actinopteri; Pleuronectiformes; Pleuronectidae.